Messenger RNA from Perognathus longimembris pacificus (Pacific pocket mouse), 5482 nucleotides. It is a transcript of the gene Lifr, whose product is annotated as LIF receptor subunit alpha. Gene Ontology annotation, biological process: cytokine-mediated signaling pathway; positive regulation of cell population proliferation. Bases 171 to 3455 code for a protein of 1094 amino acids. Lineage: Eukaryota; Metazoa; Chordata; Mammalia; Rodentia; Heteromyidae. Gene Ontology annotation, cellular component: external side of plasma membrane; membrane; signaling receptor complex. The record is from RefSeq and is a predicted model, not a curated record. Gene Ontology annotation, molecular function: ciliary neurotrophic factor receptor binding; leukemia inhibitory factor receptor activity; oncostatin-M receptor activity. The transcript has 21 exons.
GACCCGGGAAGCGAGACGACGGCGGCGGCUGGUGCCCGGCCCCCUCUUUCGCGGUUCCAGCCCCCGUGGUGGCUGCGGGCUCCGGGCUGCCCCGGGGCGGCGGCCCAGGCUGUGGAGCCGACGGCGGGGGAUGGCCGAGGAGCGGCGGGACUGACUGCACUGCACGGACGAUGAAUAUUUACUUAUUCUGGAGACAACCAUCUCAGAUGGUAGACAGUAAAAGAAUGAGGACUUCAAAUUUCCAAUGGCUCUUAUCAACAUUUGUUCUUCUAUAUCUGAUGGUUCAAGUAAAUAGCUAUAAAAAUGGAACACUGAAUAGUUUGAAGUGCACAACUAAGAACUUAGUAGGAUGGGACUGUUCUUGGAAAGGAGCCUUUGAAGAAGCCAAUGGUACUAGUGAAGUUUGCAUUGAAGAUAGGCCUCGUUCAUGCUAUCAAUUAAAGAAAACAAAUUUUAAAAUCCCAGCCCUUUUACCUGGUGAUCAUGAAAUUACAGUAAGAUCUUCAUAUGGUCUUGAAAGUUCCAUAAGCAACUUCACGCUAAAUGAAAAAAAUGUUUCCUUGAUUCCAGAUACUCCAGAGAUCUUGAGUUUUUCUGCUGAUUUUCCAACCUCUACAUUAUUCCUAGAGUGGAAUGAUAAGGGCUCUAAUUUUCCAUAUCACAUGACUAUCAUCUGGGAAAUUAAAAUCCUACGUACAGAGCGCAGGGAGCUCGUAAAAUUAGAGACAUACAACAUGACUGUGAAUGGUCAGGAUACAGUUCAUCGGUGGAGUUGGGCUUCAGACCUGCCUUUGGAGUGUGCCACGCAUUACGUGUCAAUUAGGUGUUACUUCGAUUCCCUUUAUUUUUCUGGUCAUAAAGAGUGGAGUAACUGGAGCCAAAUGAAGGAGAUCCCUUAUUGGUCUCCUCUUCCUUAUCUGAAGGCUUAUCCUCAAGACAAAGUGGUACUAGCAGGUUCAGACAUAACUUUUUGUUGUGUGAGUCAAACCAAAGUGCAGGUCGCACAGAUUGGCAGUACCUUUUGCCCCUUAAUCCCUCUUGAUGGGGAAAAUGUUGCAAUCAAGGUCCGUAAUAUUUCCGUCUCAGAAAAUAGUGGAACAAAUGUGAUCUUCACAACAGAAGAUGACGUGUGUGGAACAGUUAUUUUUGCAGGAUUUCCACCUGAUAUUCCACAAAAACUGAAUUGUGAGACACAUGAUUUAAAAGAGAUUAUAUGUACUUGGAAUCCAGGAAGACCAACAGGAUUAGUCGGCCCACGAAAUACAAAUUAUAUUUUAUUUGAAAGCUUUUCGAGCAAAUACGUUACAUUUAAAAGAGCUGAACCAUUUACAAAUGAAAGCUAUCAGUUAUUCUUCCAUGUUCUUCCAAAUCAAGAAAUUUACAAUUUUACUCUGAAAGCUCAAAAUCCACUGGGAAAAUCAGAAUCGACAAAAUUAGUCAAUAUAACAGAAAGAGUUUCUCCCCAUACUCCUACUUCAUUGAAAGUUGAGGACAUUAAUUCAACAGCUGUUACACUUUCUUGGCAUUUACUAGGCAAUUUUGUACAGAUUAAUCUUUUAUGUCAAAUUGAAAUUAACAAAGCUAAUUCAAAACAAGAAUUGAAUGCCACAAUCAAAGGAGUAGACAAUGCAGAUUAUCUCAUUGAUGUGCACAAAUUAAAUCCAUAUACUAAAUAUACUUUUCGAAUUCGUUGUUCUUCUGAAACUUUCUGGAAAUGGAGCAAAUGGAGCAAUGAAAAACAACAUAUUACUCAGGAAGCCAUUCCUUCAAAGGGACCAGAUAUAUGGAGAGAGCGGAGUUCUGAUGGAAGAAAUUUAGUAAUCUAUUGGAAGCCUUUACCCAUUAAUGAAGCUCAUGGAAAAAUACUUUCUUACAAUGUAUCCUGUUCAUCCCAUGAGGAAACACAAUUCCUUUCCGAAGUCCUUGAUCCUCAACACAAAGCAGAGCUACCACUGGGUAAAACAGACUGCAUUAUCAGUGUGGUGGCAAAAAAUUCUGCUGGCCCAUCGCCACCUUCUAAAAUAGCUACUAUUGAAAUCCCAAAUGAUGAUCUCCAAGUAGAGCAGGUUGUGGGAAUUGGAAAGAAGAUUCUUCUCAGCUGGCAUCGUGACCCCAACAUGACUUGCGACUAUGUUAUUAAAUGGUGUAACUCCUCAAGGUCUGAGCACUGCCUCAUGGACUGGAAAAAAGUUCCUUCAAACAGCACUGAAACGAUAAUAGAAUCUGAUCAGUUUCAUUCAGGUGUAAGAUACCAAUUUUUCCUGUAUGGGUGCAGAAAUCAGGGUUAUCAACUACUGCGUUCUGUAAUUGGAUAUAUAGAAGAAUUGGCCCCAGUUGUUGCACCAAACUUCACUGUUGCAGAUACAUCUGCAGAUUCCAUAUUAGUGAAAUGGGAAGAUAUUCCUGUGGAAGAACUUAGAGGUUUCCUAAGAGGGUACUUAUUUUACUUUCAGAAAGGAGAAAAGGACACCUUGAAGAUGAGGGGCUUGGAACCAGUAGGUUCUUCUGAUGUCAAGAUAAAGAAUAUUACCGACAUAUCCCAGAAGACACUGAGAAUUGCCGAUCUCCAAGGUAAAACAAGUUACCAUCUGGUCCUGCAAGCCUACACCGAUGGUGGCCUGGGCCCCAGGAAGAGCAUGUUCGUGGUGACGAAAGAGAACUCUGUGGGACUGAUUAUUGCCAUCCUCAUUCCUGUGGCUGUGGCCGUCAUUGUUGGAGUGGUGACAAGUAUCCUUUGUUAUAGGAAACGAGAAUGGAUUAAAGAAACCUUCUACCCUGAUAUUCCAAAUCCAGAAAAUUGUAAAGCAUUACAAUUUCAGAAGAGUGUCUGUGAGGGGAGCAAUGCUCUUAAAACAUUGGAAAUGAAUCCUUGUACCCCAAAUAAUGUUGAGGUUCUGGAAACUCGAGCAGUUCCUAAAAUAGAAGAUACAGAAAUAAUUUCCCCUGUAGCUGAGCAUCCUGAAGAGGGCUCUAAUACAGAACCUGAAAACCAUGUGGUUGUUUCCUAUUGCCCUCCAAUCAUUGAGGAAGAGAUACCGAACCCGGUAGUGGAUGAAGCAGGAGGGACUAACCAAGUCAUUUACAUGGAUGUGCAGUCCAUGUAUCAGCCUCAGGCCAAACCAGAGGAAGAGCAAGACAUUGACUCUGUGGUGGGGGCAGGCUAUAAGCCACAAAUGCGCCUCCCCAUUAACUCUGCUUUAGAAGAGACAGCUGCAGAAGAUGACAUAGACAAAACUGCAGGUUACAGACCUCAGGCCAAUGUAAAUACUUGGAAUUUGGUUUCUCCAGACUCUCCCAGAUCCACAGACAGCAACAGUGAAGUGGUCUCUUUUGGAAGUCCAUGCUCCAUCAAUUCCCGACAGUUUUUGAUUCCUCCUAAAGAUGAAGACUCUCCUAAAUCUAAUGGAGGAGGGUGGUCCUUCACAAACUUUUUUCAGAACAAACCAAAUGAUUAAGUGUCACCAUGUCUGCCACUUCAGUCUGCCAUCUCAAUAAACUCUUACCGCUGGUGUUGCUGCGACAGUCCUGGGCGUUCCUGGAGGGACUUUGUGAAAUAAAUACUGGUAGCCGGGACACUUCACUAAUUUGAGUUACACUAGAAGUGCUAAUGCACUUUCAAUAUAGUCUGAAAGCCAAAGUACGGUGACUUAGAAUCCUCAGUUCACAAAACUCAAGAUUGGGAACUAUUUGUAAUCAAGCCAAAGAAUUCUCCUUCAAGAAGCAUUUCAAAGGUCGUACUGUCUACAUACAUGCAAAACAAAUGUUUUCUGUUGUUUGCAGUUUUCUCAUGUAUGGAAUUGCAAGUGGGUUUGCAGGCAAGGCAGAAAAAAAAUGUCAUUUAAAUAGUAUAUGACAAAUAUGUCACAUAGUGUUGAUUUACCUGGCAUUUACUCUGGUCCAGAAGGAAACCAAGCACAGAUUUUCAAACAUUGAAGGUGAUUCUCCUCUGUCCACAUCAUUCACAAAGUUAAUAUCAUUGUUAAUGUAGCAACAGCUGUUAGUGUUCUGUUUGAUAAAGUGUGCAGAUUUUUGUGCCUACUGUAUAAUGGUUAUCAAACAGUUGUCUCAGGGGUGCAAGCUUGGAAAAUGAGUGUGACACUGACCAGCCCAAAUCAGAAUCACACUUUCUUGCUUUGGUAGGUUUUUCAAAUCUUUGCAUUUUUUUUUAAAGUUUUUAUGCUAGCUUUUAUUGUAGUUGAUUGCCCUAAUAUUUGAAAUUUAAAUUUCUAGGACUAUCAAAGUUUUAUUAAUCCAUUUUAUUUUGUGAUACAUCAGCUUUCUAUGAACAAAUUCAGUAGUAUUCAUGUACAAUUCCAGUUACUUACUUUGUGAGAUGACUGCCAAGUAAUAUCUAGUGCUUAAUGUUAGCUGGCCGUGUGGAGCUCUGGGAAGGCCGCGCCAUCAAGCCUGGGUACCAGUUGAUGGUCUUUGAUGCCUCCUAGCAUCUUUUCUUCCUGCUUUUGAAUUACAGCAUUUCCUCCCUUUUUAAGUGAUAACUGUUCUAGUCUACCAGAUCCAACCCUCAAAUUCUUAAGCAUAAACUAAAGUAAGAAUGCUUUUUCCACGAACAAUAACUUAAGAGCUAUUUCAUAUAAGAUCAGUGGUAUACAGUGCUCUCUGCCCACCCCGGCUUCUCAUUGGUUAUGUCUGCAGUGAAUGCGGUUCUUGGAAAAAUAGAAGGCAGAACUAAAAGGUGUAUUUUUCUUGCCCUUCCUUGUCUUAUGUAUUUGUCUUUUGAUAAUUAAGGCAAAAGCACUUGAAAUUUUGAAACAUCGGAGUAAGUUAAGACAGACUUGUUUUGUAUCCUCUCAAGUUCUAUAAUGUGUUUUGCGAAUAAUGGAUCAAAUUUUGUUUUCCAAACUCAUCAAUGUACUUAUAACUAAUGUUAUACUAAAAAAAAAAAACCCACAGGAGAUAAGGGACAAAAUCUAUUUAGGUAUUCAUUUUAUGAAUGCUAGGAUUCAAGUAAAUCCUGAGCAUGAUGAUAUGAUAUAUACAUACAUGUAAUAAAAUAUACAUAAUGUGCAUAUAUAGUAUAUAAAAGCUGUAUAAUAAAUCAUAAAAAGUUUUCAAUUAUAAAAAAUACAUGAAAACAGACCAAUCCCUAAACAGAAUUUUCUCUGGUCUUCCUUGGUAUCCUCUUUGGCCCCUCCCCUUACCCCAACCACAUUUCCAUAUACUCUAAGCUAGGGCUGACUCCUCUCCCUCCCUCUGCUUGUCAUUCCCAUGUUCUGCCUGUCCUUGGCUCAUACCUUGUUUCCUGUUGAAAUGUAUCACCCCCUUAUUUCCUCUCUCAGUUCAAAAACAAUGUUUUAAUUACUUAUUGGUCUAAACUACAGUAACAUGUGAACACAGGAAAGAGUCUAAAAAUCAUCCCCAUCAUCAAGAUAUGUACAUUUCAGCUCUGCCUUUUCUAGGCUAUGUGAUGAAGCAUGGUUUGCUAGAACAUCCCUGGGGUUCUUGAGUCCUAUAGUAAACUGUA